UUGUAGAAAGACAUCUCGCAAGUAUGUGGUGAAGCACAGAGGACGGCGACGAGGCGAAUCGCAAGGUGGUUGGCGGGAGUUAGAGCGGUCAGGCCCCGUCAGGCCUGACUUCACCGAAUGCCGAAGAGCUUGUCGUGUAGACUUGGAAAGUGAAGGUUUGCGUAUAUUGUGUAGCGUAGAAUUUAUAGGCUAUUUAUCCUGAGAAAAAAGUAUACCAGUUUGGCCGUUCCCUGAUCCGCCCUGAUAAAGCGGCUGUGCCCCUAAAGCCGUGCCCUAAAGCUCAGGAUUUAGCAAACUAAUGCUUCGUGAGACCCACUCAAACCUUGCAGCUGCCGCUUAUGUCGUAUGGAAAACCCGCGGCGGCGGCGGCAGCAGCGGCCGGGGCAACGGGCACCCCGGCGGCGGCCGAGGCCGGGGCGGCCGCGGCGGCGGCCGCGGCAGCGGGCGUGAGUGGCACGAUGACCGCCGUAGAGACCACCGCUGCGGCGGGCGUGGAGGCGGCCUCGCCGCCGGCCGCGCCGGUGUCAACGGCGGGCUUGGGUGGCAUCGUGGGCCCGGCGGUCCUGCCCGCGGGGUGGAGCAGCGACGGUGGUGUGGGUGAUGAGGGCCUGGCGGGCGGCGUCGGGCAGGGGCUGCUGGGGGAUGCGGAGACAGCGCCGGAUGUCAACGCGAAGCUGCUGUGUCAGGGCCGGCGGGGCGGUCCUGGCGACUUCAUGGACGUUAGCUCGGUCGCCCCGCCCGGGGGCAGGCAGCAGUAAUGCGGCGGCCGAAGCAGGCCGCUCCGGGGCCCCGGCCCUUGCGGGUGGGGUCGCAUAACGUGCGGGGGCUGCGGAAGCGGGUGCCCCACCUGGGGUGCUCGCGCCUGCACGCCCUGCUGAGCUGCUGGUAACGGCAGCACCUGGAUGUUGUGUGUCUCCAAGAGACGCACGUUCUUGACUCGGACAUUGACCUUGUCACGGCGGACCUGGCGGCAGCCGCUCAGCGGCUGCAUGCACGCGAGUGGACUGCGUGGUGGGCGCCGGCCCAGAAGCCGGAGGGCCGUCGUGUUACUGGCGGCACGGCAAUCCUCAUUCGGUCGAGCCUUCUGCAGCAAGGCGCCAUGGUGCUCACUGGCGGCGCAACGGUGACAGGCUCUUUAUGACGGCUCGCCGUCUAUCUGC
This is a messenger RNA of Chlamydomonas reinhardtii, 1160 nucleotides long. RefSeq lists its product as uncharacterized. The coding region runs from base 339 to 758 and encodes 139 amino acids. The record is from RefSeq and is a predicted model, not a curated record. The transcript has 2 exons. NCBI's taxonomy places the organism in Eukaryota, Viridiplantae, Chlorophyta, Chlorophyceae, Chlamydomonadales, Chlamydomonadaceae.